Messenger RNA from Parnassius mnemosyne (clouded apollo), 897 nucleotides. The record is from the annotation of a GenBank genome assembly. NCBI's taxonomy places the organism in Eukaryota, Metazoa, Arthropoda, Insecta, Lepidoptera, Papilionidae.
AUGACGCUACGUCGAUGUGACAGUUUGCCAACGAGGCUAAGGGAGGUGCCAGUUGCACCUGAUCCUGAAUUUACUGAAUCUUUACAUAAAAACUUACCAGAUUCGAAUACCGUUCCGAAUUUUAGUGACUUUGCAAAACUAGACGAAAUUAAAACUACUUGGAAAUCCCUACACACUGAUGUCAAGAACAUAAAAAAUGGGCUGCCUACAAAAAAUUAUCCAUCUAGUCUCCAUACCCCUGGUGAGGAAUCUGUUACGUAUAAUAACAUUUCGGAAUAUGAAUGCGUUAAAAAUGAUGGACGCAAAAAACUCAUUUUUAAUAGGCAAAGAACUAGAGCCUGCAAACAACAAAAUAAACCAAGUUGUUCCUCUCGUGUGGACGUUAUUCAAGCUAACACAGCCAGAUACGGCUCGAGUACAGCACGACGAAGGUCUUUAUUGGAACGCCUACUCUCCUGGCGAACUUCAGAAUGCAAUUGCCGCGAGAAAUUUACACCAAAAUUACGUCCAUCUCCAAGACUUACACCAGGAGAGCUACUAUGUACGUGUGGAGCUUCUCGGGUUAAUGUCACACAGAAACAAAAUAAGUAUGCAGAACGAGGCCGAUCUAAAAGUGUUGGAUAUGAAGCUACAAGAGAAGUGACACAGUUUCGUCGGUGUGCUAGCGCAGGUGCUACAGUGGAAGCUGAAACAGCAGCAGUAUUACGUGCUCGAGCAGCCCUUACGCUGGCUCGGCGCUACUACCCUGAAGGUGGAUGGGGUUGGACAAUUACGAUCGUUGGAACUUUGGUCCAAUUAAUUUCACACGGAUUGCAACUCGGUGGAGGCACAGGAGCUAUAGCUUGCACCGCUGCUGUGAAAUAUCGUGUUCAACCAAUCUACAGUUAUGGUAAGUAG